Messenger RNA from Oncorhynchus kisutch (coho salmon), 2689 nucleotides. It is a transcript of the gene rabgef1l, whose product is annotated as RAB guanine nucleotide exchange factor (GEF) 1, like. The transcript is spliced from 9 exons. The record is from RefSeq and is a predicted model, not a curated record. The coding region runs from base 365 to 1843 and encodes 492 amino acids. Gene Ontology annotation, biological process: vesicle-mediated transport. Gene Ontology annotation, molecular function: DNA binding; zinc ion binding; guanyl-nucleotide exchange factor activity. Lineage: Eukaryota; Metazoa; Chordata; Actinopteri; Salmoniformes; Salmonidae. Gene Ontology annotation, cellular component: endocytic vesicle; cytosol.
AACCCCUGUUUGUGGAUGUAAGGAAAACUACAGUCGAAUAUCUGUCGAAUAUCCAACUUGAAUCUGAUUUUACCUCGGUUCAGAGGAGUGGGUAGCAAAUAUUGCCAAUGGCUACAUAAAAAACGAACUAUCCACACUCAAUAAUCUUUCUUAAAAGCUAAGGAGUCGCAGAAUGUUGUUAGCCAGCUAACGAUAUUGUUGCAUUGCUUGUCAACUUGGUUGGGUCCUCGAGGAAUUACUGUCACGCUAGCCAGCGCUUCAACUGCAAACGUUAGCUUCUAGUAGUGUGAGCCAAACCCUACUUAGUUCAAUUUAUCUCUGGUCAGGACCCAGUGGUCAGCAGUAUCCUUGCUAGCCGUGAGGGAUGAGCCAUGGGCCGGAACGUCGUGGGAUCCAUGUGGACCAGUCAGAGCUGUUGUGUACGAAGGGAUGUGGUUUCUAUGGCAAUGUGGCCUGGCAGGGCCUCUGCUCCAAGUGCUGGCGGGAGGAGUACCAACAAACCAGACACAAACAGAUGCAGGAUGACCAUGCUCUGGCAGAGAGGUUACAGAUGGAGGAGGAGGCAGCAUAUGCUAACAACCACCAGGGGGCAGCCCAGUCCCAGCCUGCCAUUGCACCCUUCAGCAAAUUUGAAGAGAGGAAAACCAAGGAGAAGUCACGGAAAGUCAACACAGUGACUAAGUUUUUCACUCCCUCAGCAAGGACACCACCCAAGAAAGACUCUGUCCCUGGCGAGGCCCAGUCGACCCCCAGCCCCUCAGUGAGCCGCAAGCCCUUAGAGACGGACCGCACCACACGAGAGUUCAUCGACUUCCUCAAGACACUGAAACCUGGCAGGGAGAUCUUCAAACAGUGCCAGGCCUUCACAGAGAGCAUGGCCUGCAAGAGGGACCUGGGUGCUGAUGAGCUGUCUGAGUGUGUUCAGGACUUCUACCAGAACCUGUCAGAACGCCUGCAAACACACUAUAAAGGGUCGUCGGAGCGCGUGGAGAUUGUGAUGGACGAGGUAGAGAGGUACAUGAUGACACGUCUCUACGAUGAGGUCUUUUGUCCUGAGACCACAGACGAUGAGAAGAAAGACCUGGCUGUUCAGAAGAGAAUCAGGGCCUUGCAUUGGGUCACCAUUGAGAUGCUGUGUGUCCCUGUGGAUGAGGAGAUUCCUGAGGUGUCUGAUAAUGUGGUCAAAGCCAUCACAGACGUGAUAGAGAUGGACUCGAAGCGUGUGCCCAGGGACAAGCUGAACUGCAUCACACGCUGCAGUAAGCACAUAUUCAAUGCCAUCAAGACCACCAAGAAGGAGGCAGCAUCUGCUGAUGACUUCCUGCCCACCCUCAUCUACAUCAUCCUGAAGGCUAACCCUCCGCGACUGCAGUCCAACAUUCAGUACAUCACCCGCUUCUGUAACCCUAGCCGCCUCAUGAGCGGAGAGGACGGAUACUACUUUACCAACCUGUGCUGUGCGGUGGCCUUCAUAGAGAAGCUGGAUGGCCAGUCUCUGAACCUGAGCGCUGAGGUGUUUGAGCUCCACAUGUCAGGCCAGGCGUCCCCCCAGCGGCCCCAGGCUGCUCCCUCCCCCCCAAGCAGUGCUGCUUUCAGCGAGAUGAACGAGCGUCUGGACCUGCUGACGGGGCUGGGCGUGAGGCAGGAACGCGUCGUGGAGGGAGCUCGCCGCCUGGAGAGUGACCUCAUCGACUGGAGGGACGGGGUGGAGCACAAAGUGCAGGAUGUGUUGGAGAGGUUCCCCCUGGAAAUGCACCCCCCCGCCUCUUCUGCCAUAGACACUGACAACGUGGAGAACGACCUGCUGCCUCCUCCUCUCCAGCCGCAGUUGUUUGCCGGCUGACCCCCAACACCCCAGUACCCUGACCCUCUGGACUUGUUACUCUCUCUCUCUCUCUCUCUCUCUCUCUCUCUGUCUCUCGCCACCCUGGAAAGUGGCUCCUGUUCUAAUGCAUAUAUAGGUUCCCUGUAAUGGAUCCAAGAAGUGUAACUCCAACCCUCCCCAUUGUAUGCAUCCUUAAAAUAGAUGCUUGCAGUCGCCUGUACCCCAGUACUCUUAAAUAGACCACUUUCUUGGUCGGUCUUCAGCACUGAUUAGUAAGUACCAGAUAGGUUGCAGGAAUAUUGCCUUCAUCGAUGGUCAUGAAGGAAAGAAGAUAAGGAAUGGAAGCCUUUUAAGACUGUUGGGACACAGACCAUCGAUUUUAUCCCCUGUAUUACUCCUGACUGAUUCCAAGUCUGAGUACAGAAACCCUGGUGAGAGGCAUCUGUUAGGAUCAUGUGUAUGUAACCACAACCAAAUUUCCCCUGAAUAUGUCUAUAAAUAUGUGUGUAUAUAUACACAGUGGGGCAAAAAAGUAUUUAGUCAGCCACCAAUUGUGCAAGUUCUCCUACUUAAAAAGAUGAGAGAGGCCUGUAAUUGUCAUUAUAGGUACACUUCAACUAUGACAGACAAAAUGAGAAGAAAAAAAAUCCAGAAAAUCACAUUGUAGGAUUUUUUUAGGAAUUUAUUUGCAAAUUAUGGUGGAAAAUAAGUAUUUGGUCACCUACAAACAAGCAAGAUUUCUGGCUCUCACAGACCUGUAACUUCUUCUUUAAGAGGCUCCUCUGUCCUCCACUCAUUACCUGUACUAAUGGCACCUGUUUGAACUUGUUAUCAGUAUAAAAGACACCUGUUCACAACCUCAAA